CUCCUUGCCCUCCUGAAGUGCAACGAUGAAGGCUCUUUGGCUGCUGCCCUUGCUCACCGGUCUCCUCGCCACAGGAGAAGGCCUGGUCUAUGGGCGCUGUGCGCUGGCUCAGAGGCUCCAGCAGCUGGGCUUAGAUGGUUAUGCUGGCUACAGCCUGGCCAACUGGGUCUGCACGGCCUGCCACGAGAGCAGCUAUAAUACUGCUGCCACGCACUACAAUGACUACGAUGGCAGCACUGACUUUGGUAUCUUCCAGAUCAACAGUCGUUACUGGUGCCAGGAUGGCAGUCAGCCGAGUUCCAACAUGUGCAGAAUUCAAUGCUCUGAACUGCUGACAGACAACGUCGCUCCAGAUGUGGCUUGUGCUAAGAUUGUGGUCGACAACUCAGAGGAUGGAAUGGGUGCCUGGGUGGCAUGGAGAUUAUAUUGUCAAGGGCGGGACCUGUCUCAAUAUGUUGCAGGAUGCAAUGUGUAGAGAAACACUGCCCCCUGGUGUCAGCAGGGAUGCUAAUAAACCAAGUCCACACUCAUUAUUAGGGUUAUUAUCUGGCAAGAAACAGCUCUGCUGAGUUCCAGGAAUAAAUGCAUUAAAACACAGUUGAGACCUGUCUUUACACUGGAGGGGGUGCACCUUGGGAGGAGCUGCUACAAGGAUGCCCUAGGCAGGUGAACUCCUGGGUUAUUCGUGCAGGUUGCAGAAAGGUGGUAGGAACUAUUAGAAGAUGACCUGCUCAUGGAGCCAUUGUUAUUGUUGCUGUUCUUGUUUACAUUUCUGGCUUGCCUUCCACCAGCAAGUCCCACAGCAGCUUAUAACAAUUUAAAACUCAGUCACAGGAAUAGGGGGGGCCCCGAGAAGACACAUCCCAGUGCCAAAGGUCAGGGUAGAGAAGUGUGUGUCUUCAGCACUCGCUGAAUAUAUACAUAAAUAUAGGAUAGGGGACACCUGGAUUACUAGCAGUACAUGUGAAAAGGAUUUGGGGUCUUGGUGGACCACAAGUUU
This is a messenger RNA of Podarcis muralis (Common wall lizard), 1000 nucleotides long. RefSeq names its product lysozyme C-like. Gene Ontology annotation, molecular function: lysozyme activity. The record is from RefSeq and is a predicted model, not a curated record. NCBI's taxonomy places the organism in Eukaryota, Metazoa, Chordata, Lepidosauria, Squamata, Lacertidae.